Prosopis cineraria is the source of this 1543-nucleotide messenger RNA. RefSeq names its product AP2/ERF and B3 domain-containing transcription factor RAV1-like. Bases 134 to 1321 code for a protein of 395 amino acids. Lineage: Eukaryota; Viridiplantae; Streptophyta; Magnoliopsida; Fabales; Fabaceae. Gene Ontology annotation, molecular function: DNA binding; DNA-binding transcription factor activity. The record is from RefSeq and is a predicted model, not a curated record. Gene Ontology annotation, biological process: regulation of DNA-templated transcription. The transcript has a single exon.
UUACUCUCUCCUGCUUCCUAGUCAAAAAAAAUCAAUACCUUCUUCUUCUUCGCUCUCUCUCUCUCUCUCUCUCUCUCUCUCUCGUCUUGUCCUUUUGCUUUACUCUCACACGCACCAUAGCUACGGAACAGACAUGGAUGCGAGUAGCUGCGUGGAUGAAAGCACUACGAGUGAUUCGGUGUCCAUAUCGCUUUCUCCGGCGAAUACUACUGUUUCCCUGCUCGACGUGACGCCUCAAAAGUCAUCGCCGCCGCUGCCAACCAACAGUCUCUGCCGGGUCGGCAGCGGUGCCAGCACUGUUGUGGAUUCCGAUAGCGGCGGUGAAGCUGAGUCCCGGAAACUGCCGUCGUCCAGGUACAAGGGUGUGGUGCCGCAGCCCAAUGGACGAUGGGGGGCCCAGAUAUACGAGAAGCAUCAGCGCGUUUGGCUGGGCACGUUCAAUGAGGAAGAUGAGGCUGCGAGAGCCUACGACAUCGCCGCCCAGAGGUUCCGCGGCAAGGACGCCGUCACCAACUUUAAGCCCCUCAACGGGAACAGCUCCGACGACGAUAUUGAGACCGCGUUCCUUAGCUCGCAUUCCAAAGCCGAGAUCGUGGACAUGCUGAGGAAGCACACCUACAAUGACGAACUCCAGCAGAGCAAGCGCAACCGCAGAUUGGCCGGUGGAAGCUUAGGGAAGUUGCGAAAGGACGACGGCGGAGGGUUGUGCUUCGAGCGGACUCAGAAAGCGCGGGAGCAGCUGUUCGAGAAAACCGUCACGCCGAGCGACGUGGGAAAGCUGAAUCGGUUGGUGAUACCCAAGCAGCACGCGGAGAAGCACUUCCCGUUGCAGAACGGAGGCGCUUCUUGCCCGGCGGCCAAGGGGGUGCUUCUGAACUUCGAGGACGAUGGAGGGAAAGUGUGGAGGUUUCGGUACUCGUAUUGGAACAGUAGCCAGAGCUACGUGCUGACGAAAGGUUGGAGCCGGUUCGUGAAGGAGAAGAACCUGAAAGCCGGCGACGCGGUCAGUUUCCACAGGUCAACCGGACCGGAACGCCAGCUCUACAUUGACUGGAAAGGCCGGAAUAACCAGAGAGUAGGUGGUGAAGGGACCGGAAUGGAGGGGUUGUACAACUCAGUUGGACCGGUGGUGGAGCCGGUUCAGAUAGUUCGGCUGUUUGGGGUGAACAUUCUGAAAAUGCCGGCGUCGGAUUCUGUUGGUGGGAGCUGCCACGGCAAGAGGAAAGAGAUGGAGCUGUUAACGUUAGAGUUUAGCAAGAACCGAAAUAAUUGGAGCUUUGUAACGUUUGUUUUCAUUUUUAUUUUUGGUGUAAUUUUCUGAAAUUUGAAAUUUUGUGGGGAAGGAAGAAAAGCAGGUGGAGAAAAACAGGGGUGGGGGUAGAAGAGGAAAGUGGUGGUGGUGUUAGUUGCAAAUUGCAAGUUGCAAGUUGCAAAAAAAAGGUGAAUUGUAUAAUAGUAAGAAAGAAGCUGAAAUUAGGUGCAGAAAACAACCUGUAUAAAAAAAAGUGACCCAAAACAAAAAAAAAAACUGUUCAUUCGUAUC